This is a messenger RNA of Radiomyces spectabilis, 2487 nucleotides long. RefSeq lists its product as uncharacterized. The transcript has a single exon. NCBI's taxonomy places the organism in Eukaryota, Fungi, Mucoromycota, Mucoromycetes, Mucorales, Radiomycetaceae. The record is from RefSeq and is a predicted model, not a curated record. The coding region runs from base 88 to 2367 and encodes 759 amino acids.
UAUUGACUGUUUUAUUGUUCAUCAUAUUUACAGGUUAUCGAAAAAUAUCACUAUGUCAACCCAGUACCUGACGCGGAUACAUCUUCGAUGGCCGACGAUAUCCAAGCACAUUUCAAGGAUUUCGGGAACUUUAUCGCCAACAUUUCGAGUACACUCGAUAUCACAUCACCCACUGAAGCUUUUCUCAACUCAGUCAUACGGCAAGCAACCCCACCAAUUUACAAGGGCCAUGUGGUGUCAGUCUUCAUGGGCAAGGAUGUGACAGUAGACAAUUACAGAAAUGCGACUUCAUUUUGGGACAGAGCCAGCGGUCGAUCAGCGGUCUUUCUCCGAAAUCUUUUUGAACUCAUGCAUCGUCUUCGCCACAACCAAAUUCGCUCGUUACAACUGCCUACCUUUAUUAAUAUGUUCGGCGUAUCUCCCAAGAAUAUUACGACCAUUGCCUUACCGUACCUAUCACGGUAUCUUCGUAUCGUUCGUCCUGUCGUUAUUUGCGGCAUGUCAAACCUUGUGUUUACGAUGUUUCAUACCGACACGUUGGCGUCUUCAUGGCAUCCUACUUCGUCAACAUAUAUCAACUUUUUCGACAAGAUGGAAUCACCGCAACAGGAACCCGAAUCAGAAGAUACACUUAUCAGUCUAUUGAGCCUAAUUUACGACGGAAAAAUAUCAACGACACGACUCGGGACAUCGUAUACGCGACACAUUGGCGAACUUGCAAUAAUCCAGUAUGGACCCGACCCCGCAAACAUUUCGUUAUAUCUGCCUACCCGACAUGCUGGCUCAAUCAGUUAUGAUCCUGGAAAGGCCGCACUGGUGUCGCGAGAAAUUUAUCUGUCUCUUUGCUGUUACGAGGUGCUGAAUGCCAUUGUGUGCGAACGAUUGUCUCGAGGUGACUUUCGACCUUCGACAUCUGAAGAAAUGAUCACGUGGUAUAACGGUAUACGAAGGGAAUAUCGCGACAAAUUAAUGAAAGACGGCUUGUAUGAACAUUUGGAUUCAACAAAACGAGACUUGACGUUAUACAACAAAUCCGUGCUGUCGACCAGAUUAACGGCAGGAAAAAAGGCUCUCCAACGGGCGAACCUCACUAGCGACGACGAGGGGGAUGUCAGUAGCGAUGAGGAGGAGGAAACCUUACGGAUUGACGGUCGAUCAUCCCGACCUCGGAACGAAUUCCUUGGUGAACCAAACACGAAGCAACGUCAACAACAACUUGAGGAUCUAAAGUCACAGCAUCAGCAUUGUAUUGACCGGGGUUUGGUAUUCUCCUGUGUAGCUUGUCCACGGUCCAUGACACCCUUCACGGACGAAUUUGAUGCAUGGUUUCUCAGGGUCAGCGCAGGAAAAGACAUGCAGCGUGUGGCAGUGGCAACCGGCAACGAUCCGACCAAAGGUCUGUCACCUGAGGAACUGGAUGAGUAUUGCCGGGUCCGUCAACUUGGGAGGUACGGAGCGCGGGCCAACAAGGACAAGAACGCUUUGGAUCGACUGCAUAACGUCCUUCGGUUACUAUCCGACGAGCAACAAUGCAUGGGGCGGGUCAACGAGCGACAUCGAGCGCCAGGUCACUUUAAGAAAGCCGCGUGUCAGAAGUGCGAUGUGGAAUUUAUUAAGCACCAUAACACGAAGCAUGAGUGUGUAGUGGACGGUAGAACGCUCAUGACACAAAAAGACGGUUUAGUUCACACUCAUGUCUUUUACCCUCACGACAUCAUUGACGGCAGCGGUAUAAACAUUUCCCAGACGGACUUGGCGAUAUUGGGCAUACAAGAAUAUGAUGCAUCUACGAUUCUCAAUGAUAUCCAUUGGCGCCACAAAAACGACCGGACUCCAGGUUCCCUUGGUUUGGUCUAUGCGACUGGUUCCCCGUCCCAAAGAUUCUUGGUGACAAUGGCGGUCGACAAAGAUAUCUGCUCCAAUAAUUUCGAUUCUUCUCUCUCCGAUUCGUGGCUUCACGAGACGAAAUGUGCCGACCAUCUUGUCCAGCAUUUCACGGACGCAAACACGCGUGAUUAUCCCCUGGCAAAAUUGACGUGUGGCGUGAAACAAAUACCCGACUCGCCUUGCUCAUUCUUGUCAUACCGGAUACCAUGCCGACCUUCGGAACUCCAAAAGAAACGAGCACGAAACGAUGACGGGACGAGGAAGGUCAUAACCCCGGGAUUUUUUACAACAAGUCCACAGCACCAGCAUAAUUGUCACGAUGGAAAGCGAAGAAACAAAGCGACAGAGGUCCACCAGCCGUUUAUCCAGACCUUCCAUGAGUUACCUGUGCUGAUUCGUCGCUUUCUCUGGUGGAAAUCUCGGGGUGAAACAGAAGAAAGCGAUUGGUCCGAUAUUCUCUUGUCAUGGGGACAAGGCUGACACGAUUAGGUGUCCCUUUUUCGAUGGCUUUGUCUCUUGGAAUUAUUUUCUCUAUUGAUUUUUCUUUUCGUUUGGCUGCUCGCCCCUAUUUGCAUACGGGACUGUGCUGAUAAAUGGUCG